This is a messenger RNA of Lachancea lanzarotensis, 4356 nucleotides long. RefSeq names its product LALA0S03e03268g1_1 (gene SCC2). Gene Ontology annotation, cellular component: Scc2-Scc4 cohesin loading complex. Gene Ontology annotation, biological process: establishment of protein localization to chromatin; replication-born double-strand break repair via sister chromatid exchange; establishment of mitotic sister chromatid cohesion. The record is from RefSeq and is a predicted model, not a curated record. Bases 1 to 4356 code for a protein of 1451 amino acids. Gene Ontology annotation, molecular function: chromatin binding. The transcript has a single exon. Lineage: Eukaryota; Fungi; Ascomycota; Saccharomycetes; Saccharomycetales; Saccharomycetaceae.
AUGACUACGUUUCCUGGAGAUGACACAAACAUUCCUAAGCGUUUGAGUGAGUGCUUAGAGUUUCAACCGCUGAACUACUUGAUUCCCAAAGGUGGGCUUUGUGACCUCAUGAGAUCGUCGCUACGCGUCAAACCUCAUUACGACAAUAUCGCGUUUGGCGAAGGGUGUACCACUGAGAUUUCCCAAAAAAACGAAUUGAGACCUGGUGUUCCGUUCGAAUUGAAAAACGGUCUCAAUCUGCAUUUCAGGGAGAUUGGUAUUACAGACGGUAGCGCGGAAAGUGUGUCGAAAGACCUUUUCGAGGGUUUAUCCGAAAAGGCGCGACUUUUUUUGAAUACAGCGUGUCUCGAGGCAUGCGGCAAAAGGCCACAUUCCAGUGAUGAAGAAGAAUCCUCAAACCAACUGGGAGAGCACAAGGGUGUUGUAGACGCUGAUUUUUCCAAUGUGGAACUCAGGACCUCAGCCAAGAAAAGUAGAAUCUCGCCUGAACCUGUCGUAGUUGAUCAACAUGUAUUGUACGAGCAGUACGUUAAGGAGCUCAACGACAUUAUUGCGGCUUUGGAUAAGGCCAACAAUCUUGAUACUACUGAUGACUAUGUGUGUUGGGCGCAAUUGGAUCAAGGCCGAACGCUCUCUGACGCAUGCCUUGAGAGAAUCGAGAUCAUCAUGAAAAAUAUUUCGAAAACAGACAGCUUCAACCAAAAUUUUGACUCUCGAACCCUGAGUACACUUUUGAGAGCAUGUUCCGAAAGUCUUGAAACCAUUUUGAAGGCUGAGGAUUUCGCCUCCCUCACAACAGUUGCCUUCAGAAGUCUAUCCAUCAUUUUGACCAUUUUUCUACUAGACCUGGAUGACAAGCGUCUAUACCUUGAACGGUACCUUGUGUCAACCAUUUCUUUCCUGCAAAGGGUAAACGAAGAGUUAAGUGAGGGCUCCACGAGCACUGUUGCGACAGCUGAUAACUGCUUGCAGCUGAAAUCCUCACUUUGCCUGCUUUCACUUUACGUAGAAAAGAAAUCGCUUCAAGAAGAAGAGUUGAUUACCAAGUUGGUUUAUCUUCUCUGUGACUUGCUCACUUUCAGUCCUGUUCAGGUUCAAGGAAUGGCUAAAUUGUCGACAUGGCUAGAGAGCUUGAAGAGGGAAAGCUCAGCGGGACUCAUAUCACUGUUCAGAAAACUGCCCACCCAGCGGCACUUCAUAGUAGACGAGAUGCUAUUCAGACUCGACACCCUCCCGACCAACAGAAUUCACAAAAAGCUUCAGAAGAUUGAUACUUCUGUCUACGCUACCCAUUUGUUCGCAACCUUAACGAGCAUGCUUCAAUGUAUCAAUUCUAUCAGUAUUCGGCCUAAACAGAGUAACAUAACAGAGGAUAUGAUUGCCGAGUUCCAGAAAAACUACAAAGAUCAGCAGUUGCAACUGGCGUCACUCAUUGAUCAUAUCAACCGUUCUGUAAUCAACAGAACCUUCGUGACAAACAGUACUAAAAAGUUUAUCUUGGAUAACUACGUACAAGAUCUGGUCUCAAUGGUUCUUUAUCCUCGUUGGAGCGUGGCCGAAAAUAUACUGGCCUCUUUAUUGAGAAUGAUGCUCCUGGUAUUCAGUCCUUCCAAUCAAAACUCUUCGAUCAAAGGAGCAACAAUCCUUCAAGUAGUUACCGGAAUCGGUAGCGCUCUGCAGGAGAUAAGACUUAAAGGUAGAUCUACUGGCAAGCUCUCGUUGGCAGAAAUACACGAACGCCCAAAGCUAUUGGAUACCGUUCUUUUGCAUUUCGAAAUUUGCAUGUCAUCGUUCCCAUCCGAUAGUAGAGAGGCAGGUACUCUUUGGGACAGGAAGAUGAAUUUCCUACUUGCGCUAUCUGAGGUAGAAGAAGAAGGGUCUAUAUUGGCAAAUAUGACGAAUGAAGCCACUGUCGCUGCUCUUCGUGACAAUACAAACAGUGACCGAAAUGGUCAGCCACCAAUUAAUGUCGAAGACUUGGACGUCCAUUAUUUUGCAAUUCUUCAGGCGUCGGAACUGGUUAAUUUGUUCGAUCCUUACAUCAAGCUCGUUUUAUCCCUCUUGGACAAACAAAAGACGAAGGUCAUGUCAGCGGCAAUCAAAUGCCUUAGCCCGCUAAUAGCGAGAGAUCCAGAAUUACUUGCAGUCCCCUCUGUGAGAAGCGUCCUCGAGCAAAAAUUGAAAGAUUCGUCGGCCUCAGUAAAAAGCGCGAUUUUGGACCUCAUUGGUUCAAUUCAUUUUUCCAAGUACUAUCGUUUGAUAAAUGUCAACUUCAAUGACGAGAGCACACUUAUUCGGAAGCAAGUUUUGAAUCUCAAUUUGAAGAUAUAUGACAGCUCGAAUGAUGUUGACGUCAAAGCGUUUGUAGCCAACAGAAUUUUGAGAAGAGCAGAAGAUGAGGAGGAGGCUAUAGUUGAGAAAGCUAGAAUAUCCCUACUGGAACGCUGGUUUUUGCCUCAAGAACAGCAGUCACCAGGUACCAAAAAUGACAUCGGAUUCUUGGAUGAAGUAGUGCAGAUAAUCUCGGCUCUCGUUGGCGCAGACGAGGGCUCCCAGUCGUUUGAUAUUUUCUUGAAUGACUACGUUCUUAACAAAGACCUUCACGAAACGCAGCGUUUUGAAACAAUUCUAAAAAACACACGGCUCAUUACAUGCCGACUUGUUGACAGCGCCAUAGAGUGUCACUACGGCAACGAGAAAAGGUUGCAUGCGCAUGCGCUAAACAUCUUCCAUUUACUCUCAAUUGUAGCGGCUUGCGAUCGUCCUUUUAUCACCAAGGAUCACGUCACAACUCUUUACCCCUACCUGCUUUCCUCCGAAAGAUCUCAACUUCAGUUUUAUAUUCUGAAAGUUUUCAACAGCAGCUUUUCGAAGCUCUCAUAUUUCAAGUCUGGGUUUCUAAUAGAGCUAGAGUCUGUCAUUUUAGGACGCCUUCCGAAAAUGAGCGUGGCAGAAAUGGAGGAGGCGAUACCUUUAUGCUGGUCAAUUUCUUUUCAUAGAAAAGAUCAUACAAGAGUGUCUCAGGCAUGCUCAUCUUGUCUUGCUUUGUUGUCUCCAUACAUCAAUUCGUUGCGUAAGAGCCCGGCCUCAGUCAAAGCCGAUGGAAAGCUACAGCGGCUACUGUAUCUGGCGGCUGGGUUUGCGAGGUUUUGCAACUUUACAAAUACACCUGACAACUUUCCGCAUUUGAAAACCAGAGAGCCAAUUUUUGAAUAUGUCACCAAAUGCUUACUUGCAUUCAGCAUGCGCGAGGCCGCUCCUGACUUGAGAAAAAAUGCGCUUCGAAAUCUUCUGAAAGUGGGUGCGACAUAUCCCAAGCUGUUCAACUCCGCCAAAGUUCUAACUGUUAUAGAUGAGGAACUUGCUAUCAAGAAUCUUGAGACGAGCUUGAUAAUUAUUCAAUGCCUUUGCGACUUCUUCGUCAACGAGGAAAGGAAGAGCUUGAACCUUACGCGACCUGUAAGGUACUCGACUUUAAAGUACCAGAGAGGUAAAUCGUUUGAUGCUGACGCGUCUAGCGAUGCGAUUUCCGCAGCCGUGGCGACUCGGUACCUAAAGGUCGUCCUUGAGACCUCUCUUCUUGAAGAAAAGUACGAUUCCUGCGUUAGCUUGAGAUAUAUCGAGCUUGUCAUCGAAUUUGGGUAUUCUAAUCCGGCAAAGUGUAUGCCCGCUGUCAUGGCACUGUCAGGAUCGCCUCACGAGAAUACCAGAAAGCUAGCUUUGACUAUAAUGGACAGCGCAUUCGCGAAAAAUACCAGUAUGCUGUUCAGUAAUCUGAGUAGUGGAAUCAAAUGUGCUGUCGAUCACGGAAAAUGGCUUCAAGACAAAAGGCUAUCGGCUGAGCCUUUGUUCUUGUCUACAACCCAGAAAGCUCUACUCAACGUGGGCAUGAAACACACUAAGCUUUUUAAUGCUUUGAAAAAGGUUCUGACGUCCUACCUGAUGAGAUCUAAGGGCGUGUUCUCGAAGGAUCACGUAAUAAUCUUUUGCUCUAACUUGGCGGUCGUCACAUUUGAAAGCUUGCUUGACGUGUCUAAUUUGAUAAGGUUUCUAGAUGUGAAAGCCGAAGAGGUUUCGGGACUUGUUGAACGACAUAGAGGCAAAGAAGGUCCCACAUUCAAAUCUUAUGUCUCUGACCUGGUAGUGGCUCGUGAAUGUCUUUUGGAUCUUCGAAGAUAUUUCUGUCGAAAAUUCGGCAUCACCGAUGAAAACGUUUCAGUAGUGGGCACAUAUGAGGAGGAAGAAUUAAAAGCCAAAGCUGCGGAGCCAAAAAAUUCCGAUAUUGAAUUUGUGUUUCCGCCUUUGGGUUUCGACGAGAAAAAGGUACGUAACCAGACUUCUUCAUACGAUAGUUAA